Molecule: messenger RNA, 1287 nt
Organism: Punica granatum (pomegranate)
Lineage: Eukaryota; Viridiplantae; Streptophyta; Magnoliopsida; Myrtales; Lythraceae
Source: RefSeq, a predicted model, not a curated record
GCAAAGUAUGGGCGGCCACAUGGAAACGAACUGGAAAUCGCACUGUACAGUGAGACUGACAGAAGGCUGAAGCGAGCGAGCGAGCGAGCGAGAGAGCGGAGCGGCAAUGGAGGAUUGGUGGAAGAGAGCGAAGACCUUCGCCGAGGAGGCGGCCAAGAAGUCCCAGACCGUCGCCAAUUCCGCCAACCUCUCCGAUCUGAUCUCCGAGACCACCAAGAAGUCCAAGGAUCUCGCCCUCGAAGCCUCCAAGGCUGCCGACCAGCUGAAGCUCGCCGCCCUCAAGCAAGCCGAUCAGCUCAGGUCCAUCUCCGACUCCAUCGGCCCGCAGAUCGCUGGCUCCUUCACCAAUGCCGGCCCGGAGCUCGACGCCGAGGAGCUCGGGGUCACCGCUGAUCUGAGGGACUUCGUCAAGGGAUUCACCGCCACGACCUUCCAGAGCUUUCCUGUUCAAGAUGAUGAUCCGCAGGCGUCCGAUGAGUCUCCCCUGGCCUCGAACGUGAGGCAGGAUCUUAACGAGUGGCAAGCGAAGCACGCCACCCUCGUCCUUACCACUGUCAAGGAAAUCUCAAAACUGCGUUAUGAAUUGUGCCCCCGGGUCAUGAAAGAGAGGAGGUUUUGGGGGAUCUACUUCACCCUCGUCAACACUUAUGUAUCCCCGUAUGAGAAUAAGUAUAUGGAAAAGGCCAAGCUCAAAGCAGCAGAACAAGCUAAAGAAAACAAAUCGACACAAGCUGCAUCUGAAGAGAACCAGAAAUCUGAGUCGGGAAAGAGUAUUGAGAGCAAGGGCUCAACUUCAUCAUCAACUCAGCAGGACUUGGAUUCAUUUCUUCUGGGGGAUCUCGAGGACAGCGAUGGAGCUCAAGAUGAUGUUGAAGCAAGCUUCAGUGAUGACUUUGACAAGAUCGACAAUUUAGAUGAUGAGGAUGAAGAGGAUCAGCAGAAACUCACAUGAGAGGCAGCAGCUACAAACUUGCAUGAGUUUCGGGAAUUAAGAAGUGAAGCUUUCAUUUCCAAACUGCAGGGAAGUGAUGGAACGAAAGAGAGGUGCAGGUUGGCCCUCUACCAUUGUUCAAUACUGAACCUUUUGCUCAUCUAUAAGCCGUCUAUAUAAUUCGUAAAUCUGUGUAAUGCAUGCUAAUGCAUACUCCAAUAUAUAGGCCUCUUAUUCGUUCUACUUUGUAAAUUUGCAACAAUAUUUGCUAUGUACAGUGUUUCCAUCUGAAGCGGACUUUCGGAACAUGCUCGAGGUAAUGGAAUUCAAAUUGAUAUGGUGGAUAGGUUCUUGAU